AUGUUGCUCGCUUAUUAUAUUUUCACACUUGGCAGCGUCUGGUCGUUUGUUGUGCGCGUCAGCGUUUACGUUUGUGUUUGCCUUUUCGUCUACCGUUUGGAAUUGCGCGUUAUAAAAAUAUUCUCUAUUCCUUUUUAUUUGAAUUGAUCGUGAAAUGUCAGUGGUUUAUUAUUGAGUUAAAAUUGGGGAAUUUCAAACAGAGUACCUCAAAUAAAAACCAAACAUUGUUGAUAAUAUUAAUUGCUACAAGUUUCAAAAACUUUGAAUUGUGUAAGCUCCUUGAUUUCGAUUUGUAAUUCUUCAUCGCGCAACGGCUGAUGGACACGAGCAAAUUCGCCUAGCCACGACAGGCAACCAAGCGCGACGAUUAAAAUUGCCCAAUACGCCGCGCCGAAGUGAACGAGUUAGACAAACUCACAAAUGCGGUUUUGGAAAAACUUCUGUAACAAUUAUAAGCGUAAGAACAACCUAAGAGGCCAACAAAAAAAAAAAAUCAACAACAAAGCAUUGCUAACUGCACAAACAAAAAAAAAAAAAAGCAGCUGCAGAAGAUUACAUUUGUCAUCACCGCGGCAACGUACAUAAUUACCACAAUAACAUAAACCACAAGUGCAGCUAACGUUUAGCGGGUAGAAACAAAAGCAAGCGUUACUGGUAGCUAGCGGUACACAAACUAUGUUCUUGCAACGGCCGCAAAUGACACUAAAAAGGUUGCAGUUGCCGCUUGCAUUGUCACUGUUGCUUAUGUGUCACGGUGCCUGGGCAAACAGAACGACAAAUGCAGCCGGAGCAGCUGCCAACGUAGCCGAUGCUUUAAAAGUCAACGCAACGCCAACACCUGUACCGUUGUUAGCUGUACCUUUAGUUUCGUCAUCGGAAGCUACACUUCUAACUACGCAGCGCCUAUUUCCGCCAUCAACGUCAUCAUCUUCGCCCUCAAGGUUGGGCCGAGCGCGUCGCCGCUUUGAUGACGACGAAGUGGCGGACGUAGAAUUGACGCCACCACAUUCGGCCACUACUGCCGAUAUCAAAGCAUCUACUAUCGCUAAAACCGGGCGCAAUCUUGGCAAUUUGCCAAAAAAACGUUACAAAGUAGUGGCGGUGCAUACAAAUUGUACGCGCGACCUCUUCUCGAUGCGCAUCGACUUGAACCGAGAUUUUCGUGGUCUUGUCUACGCCAAGGAUUUUCCAUUGGAGUGUAGUGCGCGCGGUAGUGCACAUCAAAAUGUCACAUUGCGACUACCCACAUCCGGUUGUGGAGUGCGCGCCGAGCCGCGCGCGGAUGGCGUAAUGGAGUUGUCCGUACGGGUGAUGCUACAAAUGGAGCAAAAGUUGCGUCAGAGUUCGGAUAUAUUGCGUACAGUGCGUUGCAAGCUGCAGCCAACGGCAAUGGGCAUGAUGGUAGGGCCAGUUGCGAGCUUGGCGGGAAAACGUGUAAGGAUCAAAGCGGAUCAACAGCGAAAAGUAGCUCAGAAUUACAGAAAUGGACGCAUGCGCAUGCUCGAUGCGCCACACAACAAUAAAGACAACACAAAUGCCGCUGCAGCAGCUGACAAUGAAGAUUUCACCAAUGUGCCGCAAACGGAUGCGUCUACCAUUGAAUCGCAAACAUUGAAAGAACACGAACAUAAAAAAGUAGAAGCCGAAGGCGAAGAAGAAGAAGAAGGCCAACAUGAACAGGAAGCAUAUGCGACCUCUAAAACUCCGGAGUCAACAGCUACAGCGGUGCCUGAAAGCGCCGACGGUAGCAGUGGUGCCUCCAAUAGCACACCAAGCAGCAAUGCCACACCACGCGUGCGGAUUUGGCUCGAACUGGGCGGCCUUGACGGUUCCGGCGCAGUGGAAGUUGGCCAAGCCACAACAUUGACCGUGCGCGCCAUAGUGCCAGGCUCGAUGGGUGUGCGUGUGGUGGACUGUGCGGCGCUCGAUGGGCUGGGUGAAUCGAAGCAGCAGCUGCUGGACGAGCGCGGUUGCACAAUAGAUGAGCAGGUCAUGCCGCCGUUGAAUAAACAUUUCAAACCACUCGACGAGGGCUGGUCAAAACAACAACCGGACGACUUGAUGGAGAAAACAUUCGCGGCCACGUUUCCAGCCUUCAAAUUUCCCGAUCGCGAACGUUUGCAUGUGAGUUGUGGCGUGCAACUUUGCAAAGGCAAAUGCCCGAACGUGAAUUGUCGCAGCUCGGAGCCGUUACAGCUGAGCGCUGAUAAGCAUUUGGCACGCAUCGAAGUCUUCAAUUCAUUGGCGGUGACGGCGCCGCAAAUAGAAGUGGACCGAUUGCGCUACGAUCGUCGCUAUAAUAUGAGUGCCGAAGAAUACCCGCCCCACAUUCGUCAAAUUCAUAGCGACGGCACCCUUUGUCUGUCCGUCUCCAAGUUAGCCAUCUCGUUCUGCGUGCUAGGCCUCAUCUUUCUGGUGGCCGUGAUUGUGGCAAUUUAUUCGCUGAUACGUGCGCGUCGUCGUUCCACGGGCAGUACUUGUGCGUUGACGCCGCCUAGCAGUGGGGCGGGCCAUGUGCAGCGUGCAGAGCUCUGCACAUCGAUGUUCUCAUCAAGCAGCGAAUCAGCGCAAUCGGCACGCUUUGGCAGCAAGCUGCUAAUGCCCUACUACCCGAAUACGUUGCCUUAUGGCAGGGUCUACUAAUUUUCUGAACUACACACGAAUAUAGGAGCUAUUUCUUUAAGUUUUUAGUUUUAAGCUUCUCAUUUCGCUCAUCAUCUAAAGACUGAUUUUUGUAAUAUAAUUUUAUUCUCAGCGAAUGCUUUGAAAAAAAAAAAACAAAGAAAAAAAUAGUAAUAAUACUGUCCGAAAAAAUUUGAUUUUCCAAACACCCAAUGCAAUAAUACUCUAACACUGUUUUACUAUUAGGCAUUAAGUAGCUGUUACGAAAGAAAUUCGAAAACAUUUUAUAAACCAUUUGUUAAUGUAGAAAAUGUUUUUUGACUUUUCUUUCUAAAUAUUGGUUUAAGGUUAAUUAAUUUUGAAUAAAAUGUAGCAGAAAAGCGAAGUGAAAGCUAGCACUAGGAUAAGAACUUAUUUGUUUUUCAAGAAAUU
This is a messenger RNA of Anastrepha obliqua, 3054 nucleotides long. RefSeq lists its product as uncharacterized. Bases 676 to 2643 code for a protein of 655 amino acids. NCBI's taxonomy places the organism in Eukaryota, Metazoa, Arthropoda, Insecta, Diptera, Tephritidae. The record is from RefSeq and is a predicted model, not a curated record. The transcript is spliced from 8 exons.